CCGGUUACCGGGGCCGCUCGUUAACUCGUCAACUUUCGGAAAUGGAUAGCAGCUCGAGAGGAGUGAACGUGAGCCCGAACGGCCCGCACUGCGCGUGUGUGUAGGACGGGCUCAAAAGGCGCGUGGUCUGCGCGACAGCCGCCUCCGUUUUAUUUCUCACUGCUCCUCUUGUCGGUCGGUGGCUUCGGCUGCCGUUCUCUUCGGUUAGCUGUUCACUUGUGUUCUGCUCCGUGUACGAACGCUCGUGUCAGUUGUCUGUAUGUGUGGUUUGCGCGUGAACCGGCUAAAUCAAAGUAGAAGCAGGCCAGCGCGAGCCAGCAGUAAAGGCAGGCAGGCAGGGCAGAGAUGCAGCCCGCGAGCGCCCAGCUAGCAACCGUACGUACACUGCAAGAGAUGUUCACGUCCACACCGGGGAUCCUCAUGCUGUCCAUGCUAAUAUGUCUCCAGCACUGCAUUAACGUCCACGGUACUAAGACGGAAUGUGAGGCCAGCCAGUUUCAGUGUGGAAACGGUCGCUGCAUCCCGUCCGUCUGGCAGUGUGACGGAGACGAGGACUGCGCCGAUGGAAGUGACGAGAACUCCUGUGUUAGAAAGACUUGUGCGGUGGUGGACUUUGUUUGUCGCAAUGGCCAAUGUGUCCCGAAGCGCUGGCACUGUGAUGGGGAGCCUGACUGCGAGGAUGGGUCCGACGAAAGCGUAGAAAUCUGCCACAUGAGGACAUGUCGUGUGAACGAGUUUAGCUGCGGAGCAGGCUCCACUCAGUGUAUCCCCAUCUUCUGGAAAUGUGACGGAGAGAAGGACUGUGACAAUGGAGAGGACGAGGUCAACUGCGGUAACAUCACCUGUGCUCCAAAUGAGUUCACGUGCGCCAGCGGCCGCUGCAUCUCCCGGAACUUUGUCUGUAAUGGUGAGGACGACUGUGGCGACGGCUCAGAUGAGGUGGAGUGCGCACCGUCGUCCUGCGGCCCCAGUGAGUUCCAGUGUGGAAACUCAUCGUGCAUCCCGGCCAGCUGGGUGUGUGACGACGACGUUGACUGCCAGGACCAGUCAGAUGAGUCUCCGUCUCGUUGCGGCCGUCACCCGACGCCGCCUGCCAAGUGUUCAUCCAGUGAGAUGCAGUGUCGUUCAGGAGAGUGUAUUCACAAGAAGUGGAGGUGUGACGGAGACCCAGAUUGCAAGGACGGCAGCGACGAAGCCAACUGUCCUGUACGCUCGUGUGUUCUGGAUCAGUUCAAAUGUGAUGACGGAAGCUGUAUCCUGGGCAGCAGACAGUGUAACGGCAUCAGAGACUGCGCCGAUGGAUCAGAUGAAGUCAACUGCAAAAACAUGACUCAGUGUAAUGGACCAGAGAAGUUCAAGUGUCGCAGCGGUGAGUGUAUCGAGAUGAGCAAAGUGUGCAACAAGGCCCGAGACUGUCCCGACUGGAGCGACGAACCCAUCAAGGAAUGCAAUCUAAACGAGUGUCUCAUGAACAAUGGCGGCUGCUCUCACAUCUGCAAAGACAUGGUGAUCGGCUUCGAGUGUGACUGCACGCCGGGACUUCAGCUCAUAGACCACAAGACCUGUGGAGACAUCAAUGAGUGUGUGAACCCCGGCAUCUGCAGUCAGAUCUGCAUCAACUUGAAGGGUGGAUACAAGUGUGAAUGCCACAACGGCUACCAGAUGGAUCCGACCACCGGAGUCUGCAAGGCUGUUGGUAAGGAGCCUUCCCUGAUCUUCACUAAUCGACGUGACAUCCGUCGCCUGGGUCUGGAGAGGAAGGAGUACACUCAGAUUGUAGAGCAGCAGAGGAAUGCAGUGGCUCUGGAUGCAGACUAUAACCAGCAGAUUAUCUUCUGGGCUGACCUGGGCCAGAGGGCAAUUUAUAGCACUCUGCUGGACAAACGAGGGGAUGUCGGCGUCCACAGCAAAGUGAUUGACAACGUCCAGACUCCUGUGGGAAUCGCCGUGGACUGGAUCUAUAAGAACUUGUACUGGUCUGAUCUUGGCACCAAAACCAUUUCUGUAGCCAACUUCAACGGAACCAAGCAGAAAGUUCUAUUCAACAGAGGCCUCAAAGAACCGGCAUCCAUCGCUGUAGAUCCGCUGUCGGGGUUCCUGUACUGGUCUGACUGGGGCGAGCCAGCAAAGAUUGAGAAAUCUGGUAUGAACGGAGUGGACAGACAGGUUCUGGUGACGACAGACAUCCAGUGGCCUAAUGGAAUCACCCUGGAUCUGAUCAAAGGCCGGUUGUACUGGGUUGACUCUAAGCUGCAUAUGCUCUGUAGUGUUGACCUGAAUGGAGACAACAGAAAGAAAGUACUCCAGUCUCUGGACUACCUGGCUCAUCCCUUUGCUCUGACAGUUUUUGAGGAUCGAGUCUUCUGGACAGAUGGCGAAAAUCAAGCCAUCUUUGGCGCAAACAAGUUCUCGGGCUCAGACGUGGUGACGCUGGCCAGCAACCUGAAUGACCCCCAAGACAUCAUAGUGUACCAUGAGCUGAUCCAGCUGUCAGGUCCUAACUGGUGUGCAGAGAAAGGUGCAAACGGAGGUUGUAGCUACAUGUGUCUGCCCGCGCCACAAAUCAACAAACACUCCCCCAAAUACACCUGUGUGUGUCCAGAGGGACAGGAGCUGGCUGCUGACGGCUUACGCUGCAGACCUGAAGCCAAUGUGAGCACAUCCAUCCAGGUGAACUCCCCAGCCAGAGGGUCUGCUGCUGCCUGGGCCAUACUUCCUGUCUUACUGCUGGCGAUGGCAGCGGCUGGCGGCUACCUGAUGUGGAGAAACUGGCAGCUGAGGAACCAGAAGAGCAUGAACUUUGACAACCCCGUCUACCUGAAGACCACAGAAGAAGACCUCAACAUUGACAUCACCCGGCACGGUGCAAACGUGGGUCACACCUACCCUGCGAUCUCGAUAGUGAGCACAGAUGACGAUAUAUCAUGAUUGCCGGAGUGUUGCAUGGCGCCACGUCGUUCCCAUGCCGACGGUUGUCCAUAGCAGCAGCCCUUACAGUAUGACCACAUGCCUUCUAAAGUGAAUUAUGUCAUUACCUUUUCAGAGAGGAUGACUUGAGGAAAUGUGAUUAUGUGAAUACUACAAUGAAUUAUGUCCAUAACUAUUCUCACUCGGUGCGUCCAAAGUGUUCACGAUUUCUUUUCCUUUUGGUCCUUAUUUUUGGACCACAGCUUUUGUCUUUUUUUUUUUUAUUUCAUUUUUUUGCCCCACCCCUCUAAAGGAAUCCAUCUUUUCACAAGAGAUGAAAGAAACGCAGGGAAUUUCCUCAGUAUGAUCACCUCUAGCUGGGCUGUCUGUGUUCAAACUGACAAGAGGACGGCGUACGUUUCUCCCCAAACAGACUCUGCUGGACAGGAUUUAAAUCUGGAUCGGAGUUCUCAGUAGCCGUCGUGACAUGUGUUAAAGACGGCGUGAGAUUCCCUUUAGCUUAUUACUCGGAGUACAGAGGGGUGCCGGGUCAUGAGGAAACAAAAAUGAAACAUUAAUUUCUUGCCUCCUCUGAUCCAACACGCUCAGAUGUGUUAAUAUUUAUGUAUCAUGUUUUGGGCAGCAAUAUCUAAGAUUAAAUUUUUUUAUUUGCUAAUUUUAUUUUAUUUGCAAUGGUACCUCCCGGAGUGCAUUCUUACAAGCUGUUUAUUCAGCCAGUAAUUAUUAUUAUUAUUAUUAUUAUUAUUAUAUAAGCUGUGUAAGGAUAAUUAUGGUGAAUGCAUUUGUAAACAUUGUACAUAUUUACCCAUCAUCCCUCAGACAUGACUGUCAAUCAGGACUCUCUUCAAUGCACUUUGAUCAAAUGUUCCUCAUGUAAAUAAGAUUGUAUACAUUUGACUUGAAAUACAUUUUUGCUAUGGUUGGGCAUCGUACCAGGGUUAAAGUUCAGUAGUAUUUAACAAGAAAGAGAAGCUGAAAAACUAAAACGCAACUCAAUUUGGUUAAAAACUAUUUUGUAUGUUUGUGCUGUUGCUGUGAACUUUUUCUAGCCUUGUACAGUGAGGGGGGGGGGGGGCGACUAGUAAAACUAAAGCGCUGUAUCUGAAGAAACUGACUGGACCACUUGAGAAAUAAAACCUAGUCCACAACCUUGUUCAA
Messenger RNA from Etheostoma cragini (Arkansas darter), 4086 nucleotides. RefSeq names its product very low density lipoprotein receptor (gene vldlr). The transcript is spliced from 19 exons. The record is from RefSeq and is a predicted model, not a curated record. NCBI's taxonomy places the organism in Eukaryota, Metazoa, Chordata, Actinopteri, Perciformes, Percidae. The coding region runs from base 346 to 2928 and encodes 860 amino acids. Gene Ontology annotation, molecular function: protein binding; calcium ion binding.